Messenger RNA from Staurois parvus, 567 nucleotides. The record is from the annotation of a GenBank genome assembly. NCBI's taxonomy places the organism in Eukaryota, Metazoa, Chordata, Amphibia, Anura, Ranidae.
AGUCUUGCACAGGUGUACCGGCUCCUCCCCUUCAGUCUUGCACAGGUGUACCGGCUCCUCCCCUUCAUUCUUGCACAGGUGUACCGGCUCCUCCCCUCCAGUCUCGCUCGGGUGUACCGACUCCUCCCCUGCAGUCUCGCACAGGUGUCCCGACUCCUCCCCUUCAGUCUCGCACAGGUGUCCCGACUCCUCCCCUUCAGUCUCGCACAGGUGUCCCGACUCCUCCCCUUCAGUCUCGCACAGGUGUCCCGACUCCUCCCCUUCAGUCUCGCACAGGUGUCCCGACUCCUCCCCUUAAGUCUCGCACAGGUGUACCGACUCCUCCCUUUCAGUCUCGCACCGGUGUCCCGACUCCUCCCCUUCAGUCUCGCACAGGUGUCCCCGGCUCCUCCCCUGCAGUCUCGCACAGGUGUCCCGGCUCCUCCCCUGCAGUCUCGCACAGGUGUACCGGCUCCUCCCCUUCAGUCUCGCACAGGUGUCCCGGCUCCUCCCCUUCAGUCUCGCACAGGUGUCCCGGCUCCUCCCCUUCAGUCUCGCACAGGUGUCCCGGCUCCUCCCCUGCAGUCU